Tripterygium wilfordii is the source of this 441-nucleotide messenger RNA. RefSeq lists its product as uncharacterized. The transcript has a single exon. Bases 1 to 441 code for a protein of 146 amino acids. The record is from RefSeq and is a predicted model, not a curated record. Lineage: Eukaryota; Viridiplantae; Streptophyta; Magnoliopsida; Celastrales; Celastraceae.
AUGUCGUCGCCGUGCAUCUCUGACUGCAUAGAAGACGUUGCUCGUCUCCCUGUCAGGCCGACUUACGUGAGACUCUACAGGUGGCCCGAAUCCGAGGCGGAGUUCUUGAACCCUAACAUGCGCCGGGGACCGGGUGCGCACCCUAGGGUUGUGGACAGCGUCUGGUGCAGGCAAAUGUACCUGAGGAGCUAUACGUUCUCAAGAAAGGAGACUGUUCUGGAAAAGACUAAGAAGUCCUUUGGGAAAGCGAGAGAGACGGUGAAAAACAAGUCAAUUAGGAUGAAGACUGGAAAGGGCAAAAAUGGGAUUCCAUGUAGAAGGAAGUGCUUGGUGUUGAGGAGGGCGAAGGAGGUGACUUGUGCUGGACUGUUCUCCAUCUUCAAGCGAUUGCUGGCUUGCACCACCAAAGUCGACGUGGCUGAUCAUCAAACGAGAACAUGA